GACAGGCUGAACCGCCUUCAGUCUGGUGCCCUGAGAGUUGUCAAGGUUUUGGUUGUGGAGUAACGUUAUCCGAGAGGGGAGCAAGGGCGGCUACGGUUGUACAAUGCCGAAUAAAACGAAAAAAGACAAGGAGACCCCCAAGUCUGGUAAAGUGGGCAAGAGUGGCGGACAAGAAAAUUCAGAGCAUGAGCAGAGCUCUAACAGGAAGGCUAGCAAUAGUGUUCCUCCCACCACUCAGCUGCUAAAGGGGAAGCAGCCAGGUUCCCAGACACCUGUCAAAAAGGACAAGAGGCAGAGCUCCUCUCGUUUCAGCUUGAGCAACAACAGGGAGCUACAGAAACUGCCUGCGUUCAAAGAUGUUCCCCCUGCAGAGCAGGAGAAACUGUUCAUCCAGAAGUUGCGGCAGUGCUGCGUCCUCUUCGAUUUUGUCUCAGACCCACUGAGUGACCUGAAAUGGAAGGAGGUGAAACGAGCGGCGAUAAGCGAGAUGGUGGAGUACAUCACGCACAACAGGAACGUCAUCACCGAACCCAUCUACCCAGAGGUGGUUCACAUGUUUGCUGUGAACAUGUUCAGGACAUUGCCGCCAUCAUCAAACCCCACGGGUGCCGAGUUUGACCCAGAGGAAGAUGAGCCAACGCUAGAGGCUGCAUGGCCACAUCUACAGCUUGUCUAUGAAUUCUUUCUACGGUUCUUGGAGUCACCUGACUUUCAACCAAACAUAGCCAAAAAGUAUAUUGACCAGAAGUAUGUAAUGCAGCUCUUAGACCUGUUUGACAGUGAAGACCCCAGGGAAAGAGAUUUUUUAAAGACCACUCUUCAUCGCAUCUAUGGCAAGUUCCUGGGCCUGCGAGCGUACAUUAGGAAACACAUUAAUAACAUAUUUUAUAGGUUCAUUUAUGAGACUGAACAUCAUAAUGGUAUAGCAGAAUUACUGGAAAUAUUAGGCAGCAUAAUCAAUGGCUUUGCAUUACCGUUGAAAGAAGAGCACAAGAUAUUCCUGCUGAAAGUUCUGCUGCCUUUACACAAAGUCAAGUCUCUUAGUGUAUACCACCCACAGCUGGCCUACUGUGUGGUGCAGUUCUUAGAGAAGGAUAGCACCCUCACAGAACCGACGGUAAUGGCUUUGUUAAAGUACUGGCCAAAGACCCACAGUCCAAAAGAGGUGAUGUUCCUGAAUGAACUGGAGGAAAUCCUGGACGUCAUUGAGCCUUCGGAGUUUGUCAAAGUCAUGGAGCCCCUCUUCAGACAGUUGGCUAAGUGUGUGUCCAGCCCACACUUUCAGGUGGCAGAACGAGCUCUGUACUACUGGAACAAUGAGUACAUCAUGAGCCUGAUCAGCGACAACGCCGCCAAGAUCCUGCCCAUCAUGUUCCCAUCCCUGUACCGCAACUCCAAGACCCACUGGAACAAGACGAUCCACGGGUUGAUUUACAAUGCUCUGAAACUCUUCAUGGAGAUGAACCAGAAGCUGUUUGAUGACUGCACCCAACAGUUCAGGGCAGAGAAAAGCAAAGAGAAGGCCAAAUGGAAAGAGAGAGAAGAAGCGUGGCUGAAGAUUGAGAAUCUUGCAAAGUCAAACCCACAGUUUGUGAUAUACAUUGACUCGAUAGGCUCAGGUAGUCCGAUGGACAUGGAAACAGACGGGCCGCUGCUAGACGAUGUCAACAUGCUUAAGAAAGCAGUAGAGGAGGAGGCAAUACAGAUCCAAAAAGAUCAGCGUAGAGAGCGCCCAUUGAUGAGGAGGAAAUCAGAACUCCCCAGGGACAUCUGCACUGUCACAGCCUUGGAGUUGCACCGGAGAGCCGAUGAAAUGUUGACGCCGCACGACGGCCACUAAGAGAUCGCCCCAGAUCCACCGUAAACCAGCAGCAGCAGCAGCAGCAGCAGCAGCAUUAUCCACAGAGGAACCACAGGCCCACAGAGGUCAGCACAACUACAGAACUCUGGUAUCUCAGCCCAGCACAACAGAGCUGAACAGUCCCAGCUCCACCUGAACAGUCCCAGCUCCACCUGAACAGUCCCAGCUCCACCUGAACAGUCCCAGCUCCACCUGAACAGUCCCAGCUCCAGUCCCAGCUCCACCUGAACAGUCCCAGCUCCACCUGACGCAGAAAAUGUCAAAAGCUGCAGGUCUAAUGAGCCUGAUUUGGCUUUGAGCAGUGCUCUGACCCUACUGACCCCAACCUGCCUCCCUCUUUUAUCCACCUGGUUGUUCAGCAGAAACAUCUGUGAUGCCUGAUGGUCCUGUGUGACCACGACAUGCACCGUGGCCCUGAACCUUCUCCAAGAUACUAUAGUGUUAUCUCUUUCUCCUCCCUCAUUUUGCUCCUGUCCUCUCAACUUGUUGUGUUUUUUCAGGUACUGGGCUGCCCCCUUCUGGUCAUUUCUCUCAGGUGUUCUGUUCUGUGCGCGAGCCGUCUUAUCUUCUUGCCUCUUCUUUAUAGAUGUCAGGUGCUUGUACAAUUAAUAUGAGCCUUGUUUGGUUUGAUUUUUAAAACAAAAAGCAUCAGUGGAUGAGAAAAUGUCUCUAUAUAUUUAAUAUUAGCUAAUAUUCUCAUUUAAACAUACAGACAGCUGUUUAUAUUUUAUUUUUCCUAUACAUAGUAUAUUAGGAGCUCUUCUCAGAGUAAAACACACUUCCUAUCUGUACAACUGCUCUGGAGCUUGCUAUUUUUUUUUCCAUUAGCUGUGAAGAUUUAUUGAUCGUUCUGUUAAUCAGGACAGGGUCAUCUGGGACUACCAGCAGAGUGUGUGUCUGGAUUAAUAGCAUUACAACACAACUCUGUUCAUCAAACAGUGCUGGCCUGACAGAGGACUAGGUUUUCAAUCGAACAGAUCUUUGUGCUUGUGUAAAAGCAUAGUCUGGUGUCAACUUGUCAUUCAUUUAGGAAAAAAAAGUGUGUGUGUGUGUGUGUGUGUGUGUGUGUGUGUGUGUGUGUGUGUGUGUGUGUGUGUGUGUGUGUGUGUCAAACAAUGGUCAGAUGGUUUGUUAUUACGUGUUUGGAUCUAUUUGAUUGGUUCUUACGAUGAGUCCAGCCCGAGCCCUGUUACAUGAGAGGGGAUUGUGGGAUUUAUUUUUGGUCACCUGUUCACAUCCAGCCAUGGUAGGAGUGUGUUCAACAUGAUCAUUUAGCAUUCAGUACAAGUCGCUGUCAUUCAUGUGAGGCUUACGAGAGGUCAGAGAGAUGUAGUUGCUCAUCUGGGAUUUGCACAAUGCUGCUGUGUGUUGAGUCAACAGGGGCAGAAACUGUGCUGAUAGUGAACGCUUUUUCUACUCUUCUCAAGCAAGACCCUUUUUAUUUAUAAAACACUUGUUAGAGAUUAGACUGCUUUGAGAUGAGGUAUGUUUGGUUUGAAGAGGUCAAACAUAAGCCUUUCUUUUCACAGUGCCUUUUAUAGUCUAAGGGGAUUUUUGCUCAACCGAGAAUCGAGUAGUAGCAUGAACUACAAUGCCAGAUCAUUUAAAAAAAUAAAUAAUUAACAUUAGUUUUGAUGCGUUCAAGUCCGUACUUGGCACACCUCCAGCCGCUGCCUUGCUGAAGCUACAAAGUCGAUUCUGUAGUUAAAAGAGGAGAAGCAGAGUGGUCGCCCCAAGCCACCUAGCGAUGAAACACUUCCUGAUAAAACUUGAAAGAAAACAGAAAAAAAAUAACUCGUAAAGAAUUGAAAUCCGUGAUGCUGUCUGUCCUGCUGUGUGGGGUCACCUCCUCUGGGUGGGGUCGAUGAGAGCUAGCCUCCACAGGAGAGGAAAUCACCUCCCAUUGUGACUUUUCCAUUCUGUGCCCGCACUGUCCCAUUCCGCUUUUUUGAUUUGUACCAUUGUUUGACCCCGUCUGCCCUGACCUGCACACUGACUGUAACCCCCCCCAUCCUCCCUUCUGCCUAGUUGGCUUGUUCUUUGGACAUCUGUAUGAUCUGCUUCUGGAUGCUUGCAAAUUCUUUUUGUUGUGGUUUUAUUCUUCCUUUGGCUGCAGAACCUCUGUCAGUGUUUCAACUGAAUGUGCAAAUUGUAAAUAAUACUGCCACGUUGUUCUGUUCUCUCCAUGUUUGUCUUGAAGAACAACAUUCCCCAAAGGCUUUUUACCUCAUCCCCUCUGCCCUGCGAUGGAUUUGAUGAAAGUCACUCCAUCCUUUCAGUUAUCUGCACCCUCUGAUUGUUGGUUGUCUGGGUUGUCAUGCAGGCGCGUCCCGUUGGUGAAUGUUGUUCUUCCUGAAAUGGCUUUAAUAUUGGCUUCUUUGGAGCUUUCUUCAUUUCACAUAAGCUUUGUCUUCUUUGAAAAGAAUGAGGUGUCCUUUUAGUAUAAGUCUCAUACUAAAUGGCUUCAUCUAAUAUUGUACAUAUAAUGUACUUUUAUUUUAUGUUAUAACUAUUAAAUGGUAGAUUUCAUAUUUUGUACAAAAUACCCCGUGUACAGAAUUAGCAACUGCAGACAGUUGGUAUGUGGCACAGACUUCAACACGUGUAACUAUUUACAUUUAGAAACCAGAUAGAAUUUGGAUAGUUUUUUUAUCUAUUUGUAAACUGACAUCUUUUCCGUUUUUGUUUUUCAUCUUCACUUGUGUGUUGAGAUUCUACAUACAUGAGCUUUUUUUGUGUGUGCUUUUAUCCAAAUCUCCAGUGGUGUACAUCUAUCUAUAUACAACAAAUAAAGAGAACAUGUGAGUUUUAUAUUUUCAUCCUAAAAAAGAA
Cottoperca gobio is the source of this 4693-nucleotide messenger RNA. It is a transcript of the gene ppp2r5cb, whose product is annotated as protein phosphatase 2, regulatory subunit B', gamma b. The transcript has 16 exons. Gene Ontology annotation, molecular function: protein phosphatase activator activity. Gene Ontology annotation, cellular component: nucleus; protein phosphatase type 2A complex; cytosol. Lineage: Eukaryota; Metazoa; Chordata; Actinopteri; Perciformes; Bovichtidae. The coding region runs from base 104 to 1840 and encodes 578 amino acids. The record is from RefSeq and is a predicted model, not a curated record. Gene Ontology annotation, biological process: protein dephosphorylation; signal transduction.